Molecule: messenger RNA, 2035 nt
Organism: Biomphalaria glabrata
Lineage: Eukaryota; Metazoa; Mollusca; Gastropoda; Planorbidae
Exons: 10
Coding region: 103-1257 (384 amino acids)
Source: RefSeq, a predicted model, not a curated record
UAUAGAUAUAGAGAUCUCCACGACUAACACCUUUAACAGAGCAAAAUAAUUUAGAGAGAUACUAAUCUAGCUUUGUAUUUUCCAGCUGCUUAUGAUCCUGCCAUGGGGAAUGUGGACAGCACUCUUUUCGGAACUCAUCACAGGAACAGCUCCAAGAGCAGCUCCAGCACUGUAUGUUCGGAGCAUGGUGAUGUCCUGAACAUCAUAGGCGAUAAUCAGCAAAUUGAGGGAAGCUUGGACUUCACCGGCAGAAUCAACCUUAUUCAUGAAGGUGUUUUGAACAUCAUAGGCAACGGCAAUACCAUCAAGAGGUUGACCUUUUAUCUAAGGCAGGAUGCAUUCGGAAAGACAGUUAUUGUACAUAAUGAUGUUCUAAUGGUUACUGGCAAGGGUUACCGUGUUACUGGAGCUGAAAACUUUCAAAUGUAUUACGAAAAGUCUUACAUCAAGCACAAAGGCUCACUGCGUAUCCAAGGAAACGGCAAUACCAUUCUUGAUAUUCACAUUCAGGGAAAAUUUGAAGAUGAUUUGACAGCCAACAGGUACUCAGACAACAUUGAAAUUAUUGGCAAUGGAAAUGUCGUCCGUACAGUGAGGCUAUUGAACAAUCAAGUGGUGGGCCCGGUGGACGUGCAGAUAAAUGAAAUAUUAAGCAUCAAGGGCUUUGGCAAUCUCACUCAGGACCUAGAAACAUACACCGAAUAUAAGGAAUUUUUGAUGUAUGACCAUGGUUGUCAUAGCAGUAGCGGUGACUUUGAAUUUAGAUACAUCGACGAGAAUCUAUUCGAUGAGAACAUUACAGAGGCAAUUCAAAAUUAUAGAAGCAAGAAAUGUGCAGAAGUAAAUAUGUCCAGGUUAAGUAUGUUCCAGAAGUGUGAGGACGACGAUCCGCUCUGUCAUAACGCCACUGUAAGCAAUGACCAGAUUCAAAAUGUUCCGCUCCAGUCUUCCUUGUCAACCAGUUCCGGUCAAAGCAAAGGGGAUCCAAGUAACACGGAUGCAUGCCUUCAGCAAUGUGAAAGCCCCACUAGCUCAAGUGUGACUUUAGAUUCGAACGUUCUGUGUCAACAGCUUGCUCACGAAUUGGAAGCUUUGAAAGCACAGCGACUCUGUAAAGUUUGCAGGAGCAAGGACUCGUGCAUGACCUUCACCCCUUGCGGCCAUUUUGUCUCAUGUGAGGACUGCUGCUCAAAGGUUGACCGCUGCCCAGCCUGUCAAUCACACAUAGACAACACAGUGAUAACCAUUAUCCCGUAAAGAGCAGGUGGUUUAUUAAUAAGUGAAUGUAUAAUUAUAACCCAACAGGCCGUCAACAGAAUGUUGAUAUACAGACCAACCAUAUCAUACAGACGUGUAGUGUAUUAGGCCUGCAUAAAGCCAUAACAUUAAUUACAGUUUGUAUCAUUGUAUACGGUACAUUAUAUUUUUUACACAAUUAUUUUGCAGUUUUAUGUAGUUUUAUUUUAUUGCCUUUAACUAUCUUUAGCAAUUACUUUUCUUUUGUAGCGGUACUUUGAGUAGUCUACUUUAUAAACAAGAAGUAAUAAUGUCGGACAGUCACGCUUCUUAUGGGGAAGUAAUCAAUAAUCGAUAUAUUAUUUUUUCUCCUUAUAUAAUUUAUUGAAAUAUAUUUCUGCUAUAAUGUUAUCAUAAUUGUCUUAACUUUUAACUUAUUAUUGUUGUUGUUUUUUUUUAUUAGAAAAAAAUGUAAAAUUAUUUUUCUUUUACCGAAAUAUUGGUAAAGUGAACAUGUUACGAACUUUCUUUGAAUCAACUGGAGACUUGAAGCAGCGUAGAAGAAAAAUGUUUUAUACUGUCUGUCCUCCUAAACAUUAUUAAUGUAGUGGCGUAGCUAGCAAUGUGCGGGUGGUGCGGGCCACACGGGGCAUCAAAUGGCUCGGGGCAUCAAACUAAGGAUACAUUUUCUCAGUAAAAACAACACAUUGUAAAUAUAUGAAAAACAUAGUGUACUGUAUUUGAAAUGUUAACUACAAAUUGAAGUAUUUUGCUACUUUGUUCAUCUCCUAUGGUCUUU